Panicum hallii is the source of this 1078-nucleotide messenger RNA. RefSeq names its product SWR1 complex subunit 6. Bases 166 to 687 code for a protein of 173 amino acids. Lineage: Eukaryota; Viridiplantae; Streptophyta; Magnoliopsida; Poales; Poaceae. The transcript has 4 exons. Gene Ontology annotation, molecular function: nucleosome binding. Gene Ontology annotation, cellular component: Swr1 complex. The record is from RefSeq and is a predicted model, not a curated record. Gene Ontology annotation, biological process: chromatin remodeling.
CAGCAGCAAUCACCACGCGCCGCCGCCGCACUUGGUCGUCGCGCACCUCCUUCAGUCCCCGCCGCCGCCGCCGCCGCCGCCCGCUCAAUCCCACGCGUCCACGCCUCUACAGCUCGACGGCCACAUCCAGAGCCGCCCGCCGCCGCUGCUGUUGGCGACCGGAGGAUGGACGGGGAAGAAGAGAACGUCGGCCCGUUCCGCCGGACGAGCACCCGCACGCGCCGCAUGGCCACGCGCAUGGCAUCCGCGCUCGCCAGCUCUGACAACCGCGCCCAGGCUGCAUUAGCUCGUCUUGAAGCUCUUGAGAGUGAUAAUGCUGGGGUUGAGGUGGUAGAUCUUAAUGAUGAUGAGUAUGGAUCCACGGAUGAGGAAGACCCUGUGCUCAUGCAAAAGAAGCAGUCCAAGAUCAUGAAACGCAAGACAAGGCAAGGGAAAGCUUUGGAGAAGAGGGCAGCAAGAUCAUUCAUGGAUGUGCUGCAAGAAGCAAAUCUUGAGUCCCUGCCUAUUAAUGUCCCAACAUAUUUGAGGGCUGCUGUGGGUCCACCGAGUACUUCAUCUCCACGCCACUACUGCUCAGUUUGUGGGAGUUCUGCAAACUACACAUGCGUGAGGUGUGGGACACGGUUCUGUUCGUGCCGCUGUCAAGUCAUACACAAUGACACUCGCUGCCUUAAAUUUGUAGCUUGAUCUACUGGAUAGUACGAGCUACAUUUGAUGUAUAUCUAGUCCCCAACGAUGCUUCGUCUACGCUUUAAUCAGUAGGAUAUGCUUGCUGUGUAUGUUUUGUAUUUCAUAGCCAGUGUUGGUUCUGUAAGUGGUAGGAUUAGUUACUACAGUGUUGGUGAAGAGUACACUCUGUAGCGGAGAAGCACUACAACAGCCCCAAAAAAUCACGCCGACACGAACGGAAGUAAGCAAGAUACCUUCGGAGCAGGGACUUAAUAUACUAUUCAUCCGGAAUCCACCGUAUUCUGUCCCGCGAAUUCCGUCCCGCCAGCUGCAGGUACAGGGGUGUACAGGGGUAUUUAUAGGGGACUGUUUACGUACCUCUCCGUAAUUACACCUUUUUACCACUCAA